Effrenium voratum is the source of this 429-nucleotide messenger RNA. The record is from the annotation of a GenBank genome assembly. NCBI's taxonomy places the organism in Eukaryota, Dinophyceae, Suessiales, Symbiodiniaceae.
AUGAAAGCUGAACCGGGAAACUACGGUGACCUGACUGAUCUGUUCGAGGCGCGCAUCCUGGACGCGAGGUCCUUCACACACCGUGAUCACAUCGGUGUCGCUUGCCAGAUGCUUCAAAGAUACGACUUUCUCGAGGCGGCCGCGCGCUAUGGCAGCGCGUUGAAGGAGAUUGCCACAAAGGCAGGCGCGAGCGGCAAAUUCAACACGACGGUAACACUCGCCUUUCUUGGAUUGCUGGCUGAGCGCAUGGAAGUUACCCCGCACGCGAAUUUCGAUGAGUUUCUGGAAAGGAACCCGGACCUUUUCUCGCGCUCUCUUAUGGACGCCUGGUACUCCAAGGAGCGUGUCUCCAGCGAAAAUGCCAGACAGAUGUUCCUGUUGCCCGACAGGUUUGAAAUCAGCGGGACAGUUGGGCCGACGAACGCAUAG